This is a messenger RNA of Menidia menidia (Atlantic silverside), 1218 nucleotides long. Lineage: Eukaryota; Metazoa; Chordata; Actinopteri; Atheriniformes; Atherinopsidae. The record is from the annotation of a GenBank genome assembly.
AUGGCUGACAACAAGGUAAUCGUUUUCUUCGACCUGGAGGCCACUGGAUUAGACACUACAGUGUGUGACAUCAUCCAGCUGGCUGCCAUCUGUGAGGAUCAGGUGUUUAAUGUCUACAUCCUCCCCCGCCGCCCGCUCACUGAGAGCGCCAAGCAGGUCACAGGCUUCACAGCCACUUCUGACGGCCUGUUUCUCCGCGGCACACGCGUGAAAACCACCCCCCUCAUCGAUGCUCUUUCUUCCUUCAUGGCCUUCCUGCGCUCCUUCAGCCGCCCCGUGGUGUUGGCAGCCCACAGCGCGAGGCGAUUCGAUGCCCCCGUGCUCACCAGAGUGCUGCGGCAAUACUCCCUGAUGCAGGAGUUCCAGCAGGUGGUUCAUGGCUUUCUGGAUACUUUCCCGCUGAGCAAGAACCUCUGCAGAGGUGUGCCAGGUUACUCUCAGCAGGCUUUGGUCCAGCACUUCCUGGGAAAAUCAUACAACGCCCACAAUGCCAUAGAGGAUGCCAAGAUGCUGCAGGAGCUAUACAAGGCCUGGAGGCCAAACCGUUUGAACGUCCUCAGAUAUCAGAACUGCGAGAUCGUCCAGUUGGCUGCUGUCAGCGGUGACCACUCGCUCAAUCUCUACGUCGUCCCUCGGUGUCGGAUACAGAGAGGAGCUGCUCAAGUCACGGGUUUCAGGGUCAGAAGACAGAGGCUGUAUCAACAUCACCGGCCCGUCCUCACUAACUCCCUCAGAGAGGUCCUGGUCUCCUUCAUCGCCUUCCUUCAAAUGCUCGGACGCCCCCUCCUCGUCGGCCACAACAUUCGCCGCUUUGACUGUCCGGUCAUAGUUCGAGUGCUCGAGGAGUUUGACCUGAGAGAAAAGUUUGAGCUCUCCGUCUCGGGCUGCGUCGACACUCUACCUCUGGCUCGCGAGAUGCUGAAGCACCGCGGCCUGAAAAGCUUCGGCCAGGAGGCUCUGGUCAGCGAGCUGCUGGGGCUGAACUACAAGGCCCAUGAUGCUUUGGGGGACGUGCGGGCGUUACAGACGUUGUACCGUUUCCUCCGGCCUACGCCGGAGUUGGUCCGAAAGCACACGUUUACUCUAGACCGUACGGACAGCGAAGCACCGGAGGCAGCUGCCCGUACCGGAGAAGCCCGUGAAGCAGCGGAACAGCGCCCCCUGUGGGAGCACUUCACACAGGCAGUGAGUUUAACCGGGGAGCAGGGACCAUUAUAA